Molecule: messenger RNA, 680 nt
Organism: Selaginella moellendorffii
Lineage: Eukaryota; Viridiplantae; Streptophyta; Lycopodiopsida; Selaginellales; Selaginellaceae
Product: profilin-1
Exons: 3
Coding region: 93-491 (132 amino acids)
Cellular component (GO): cell cortex
Molecular function (GO): actin monomer binding
Source: RefSeq, a predicted model, not a curated record
CGUCUUUCUCUCGUUUAGGUUUUCUCUCUUUCGCUCUCGCUUUCUCCUCGAUCCAGGCGAGCUCGCGAUCGAUCGAUUGAUCGUCUAGCACCAUGUCGUGGCAGACGUAUGUCGAUUCUUACCUCAUGUAUGAUCUUGGCAACGGGCGCACGCUCUCAUCGGCGGCGAUUCUGGGUCACGACGGCAGCGUCUGGGCGCAGAGCCCCAACUUUCCAGCGGUCAAGCCCGAGGAGAUUACCAACGUGAUGAAUGCGUUUGACGAUUCCUCGCAGCUCGCCCAGAACGGCCUCUACCUCAGCGGCAGCAAGUACAUGGUGAUCCAAGGCGAGGCCGGCGUUGUGAUCAGGGGAAAGAAGGGAUCUGCCGGAGUGACGAUCAAGAAGACUUCCAGCGCUCUGGUCAUCGGGCUGUAUGACGAGCCGGUCGCACCGGGCGAAUGCAACGUUGUUGUUGAGCGCCUAGCGGAUUACCUCAUCGAGCAAAACUACUGAGAGGGUGUGAGAUCGGAGCAAAAUGGAUUGAUUGAUCGAUCGAUUGGUCGUUUGAUUGAUGGAUGGAUGGAUUGAGAGGUGUGUUCUUCUAUUUCGCAUUGGCAAGCAAGGAAUCGGUCGGUCAGUCGGUCAGUUAGUCAUCCCAGUUGUAAAGAAAAAGAAAAAAAGUAAAUUUUCCAGUUGUGUUCA